AUGGGGAUGCUAACGUUUACCCGUUUCCUCAGUCGACCAUAUCCCCAUUGCCGGGACGGUCCUACCAUCUUAUCCUUUCAACAGCAAUUCCUCAUGGAGGACUCUGCCUUGCGGGAACGCCGCAAGUCCGUUUCCACUGUGGGAACGGACUCGGUGGCCGCCACUCCGUCGGUCGACGAGUUGAUCGAUAAUCCUUUCGAUGAUUAUGACAAUGAGGAGUACCACUCGCCCACGGAUACGCCGGGGAGACUCUCCCGAAAUCCAUCCUUCUCCAACAGCAGUUCCUAUCAGGAGGACUGGGACACGUUUCCUCCUCUGGACAAGUUGACCAUCUUUGACCUGCUCGACAACAUCCAACUCUCGCAGCGCUUCGAGAAAUGGCAACAUGCAAUCACGGCGCAGCGAGAGAAAGUCCGGAGGCAACGGGAAAAGUUACGCUCGACCGGCGCAAAUGCCAAGACACGAGUGGUGGGCGAACUGCGGCGCCGAGUACCCACGGCUGAUGAGCAGCUCGAGAAGUAUCGUCGCCGCAUGAAGGAAGGUGUCGAGCGUCUGGGCAAGCAGUGGAACAAGACCGCCACAGUGACCCUGCGCGAGAAGAUCUCGUUUAUUGCUGGAGUCCUCAACAUCUUCAUCAGUGGCUAUUUGAUGGGCUCCUAUCCCCAAUUCUUCUACUACUGGUUCACCGUCCAGCUCGCCUACUUUAUGCCUAUCCGCUGGUACACCUACCAUGCCAAGGGCUACCACUACUUCUUGGCCGACCUCUGUUACUUUGUCAAUUUGCUCUGCAUGCUCUCCAUCUGGUUCUUCCCGGGAUCGAAGCGCUUGUUUAUCAGCACCUACUGCCUGACCUUUGGCAAUAACGCGGCGGCCAUUGCCAUGUGGCGAAAUUCGUUGGUUUUUCACAGCAUGGAUAAAGUGGUCAGUCUAUUCAUCCACAUCAUGCCACCUGUCACUCUCCACUGCAUCGUUCACCUGACUCCGGUGGAGAUGCUCAAGGAGCGGUUCCCCGCAGUCUACGCAAUCAAGUUCAGUCAACCGGGAGAUCCCGAGCACUACUCCCUGGGUGCCAUGAUCGCGUGGGCCACAAUUCCGUACCUGGUCUGGCAGCUAACCUACCACUUCAUGAUCACGGUUCGUCGCGCCGAUAAGAUUGCCGCCGGCCGUCCAACUAGCUUCACCUGGCUUCGCAAGUCGUACUCCAAGGCCUGGAUCGGGAAAUUCGUCCUGGGCCUUCCCGAGUCCUUGCAAGAGCCAGCUUUCAUGCUGAUUCAGUACUCUUUUGCCUUAUCUACGAUGAUUCCUUGCCCAAUUUGGUUCUGGUCACGCUGGGCGAGUGGGCUGUACAUGUCGGCUCUUUUCAUUUGGAGCAUCCACAACGGUGCCACCUACUACAUUGACGUCUUUGGCAAGCGCUUCCAGAAGGAGUUGGAGCAGUUGAAGAAGGACGUUGCCCGGUGGCAAAGCUCUCCCGAGUAUGCCUCCAGUCCACUUAUCCUUCCCGAUUCAUCUACUCCAGUGAGUGGGGCCCUCGGUGCUCCUGCGCCUCUGGAGAAGCGUGGCAGCAUUGACCGGAUCCCUCUGCUCGAUGCGACUUCGGCUGCGGUUUCUAGCGCCCACGACGCUCCUCAAGCCGGGGAGCGUGUAAUCAUCAACAUUUCACCUCUCACCUACUUCACCAUAACCAGUCUCGGUGGGUCGGUGUCCGAUCCGCAUCGCGCACCUCAACUUCGGUACGGAGGGUCCGUUCGGCUCCGUCUGUCUUGGCGCGAUCGCCAUAGACCGCCCGGCGCGGAGUCAAGCAGAUUCCAGGCCUGCGCUGCCAUCCAAUUAACUCCGGUCCUCCGACCACCAAAACUCCCGAAGCCGGAUGAUAUCACGUGA
This is a messenger RNA of Penicillium diatomitis, 1884 nucleotides long. RefSeq names its product glycerophosphocholine acyltransferase. Bases 1 to 1884 code for a protein of 627 amino acids. The transcript is spliced from 3 exons. The record is from RefSeq and is a predicted model, not a curated record. Gene Ontology annotation, biological process: phosphatidylcholine biosynthetic process. Lineage: Eukaryota; Fungi; Ascomycota; Eurotiomycetes; Eurotiales; Aspergillaceae.